ACGUGCUUUGGCUUCUCAUGUGCGUGGCGUUACGCAGACGCUGUGUUUAUAGGAUCAAACACAGCAGUGGCUCUGCAUUGAACACAGUGACAAGCAGCUUACAGACGAGAGAGAAGCCAAAACCAUACAUUGCUGCGGGAUGGAGUAAGCCCAACUCUCUCUGUCUCUCUCUCUUUGUGCUUGAUUCCCUGGAAGAACGGGUCUCCCUGUGUCUACGGGUGCACAGCUGAAGCUCGAGAUCUUUGGAGUCACCACGGACCAAUCAGCACAGAGACUUGAAUAUGACAAACUGACAGCAAUUCUUUCUUCCUCAUUUUUAAACACGGUCAUCUAUGGCAUCAACAGACAGACCCUUCUUCUGGGGGUUCCUGCUGUGGUCUACGACAUGGACUUUGGUUUGGACAUUUACUCCAGAUGAAGGGUUAUCAGCCAGUCCGGUACUUCAAAAAACCACAACAGCUUCCACGGAGACGGGGAUGAACAUCACUGAUCCCCCCACUACCAACAACACAGGUCUGAGCUGCGCUUCCCUGCUGCCCCCUCGGCGAGGUUCUUUCUAUGUCGAGAAGGGCACAGCAAUGUCUCUGGGUACGGUGUUGGCAUUCUGGUGUCUUGAGGGAUACCAGCUGGUGGGCAGUGAGAAAAUCUCCUGUGUGCUGCGGAGCAACACUCCUCAAUGGAGCAACUACCCACCAGAUUGUGAGGCCAUUCCCAAACCGGAGGAUCGGGGGUUGAGAGUGGCCGUGCUGGCAUCUGUGGUGAGCAGCAUCAUCAUCUUUGCCAUGUCCGUGUCCUUUAUCAUCUGCUGCCUGCAAGAGCGCAUGAGCAAGAGAGACAGGAGCGAACGGACAGACGGCAGGAGUCGGAUGAGAGACCAGCACAAGCCCUGGAGAAGUGAGUGCUGGCUGGAAGGAGAGGAAGGCGACUGGGAGGCUUUUCCUCCGCCUAAAAUUUACAAUCUUUCCCAGCACCUUGAUUCCCUUCUGUCCCUUGACAGCCCGGUCUAUAUGGGUGGUCUAACUGGUUAUGAUAACCGUGGAUAUCAGAGAAGUCAAGAAAACCUUUUAAAGGCUCCGCUGCCUGGACUCUAUCGCUCUGACAGUCAGGUGUACCCACAUGUCGUCCUGCAGAGGGUGCCCACAACCACAAUGCCAACUGCACCCAGUGCACCUGUGUACCCCCGUCUCUCCACCCCUCUGCCCACAGAAAACCCCACCGAAGGGCCUGCUCUGCCCCCGUACCCCAAACCCUCCUAUCACAGCCCCGGUGGCACUCCACAGCGUCUGUGGCCAUAGCAACGCACUUGUGUGUACAGAACUUUUACAACAAUCGUCAUGGCGAUGGCUUAUGGCUUCCAGAUGGAAAUGACUCCUGCAGUGUGACUGGGGCUCAGGAAAGUCUGAGAAAUGAUGGACUAAAGUGUAUGUCUUAUUUGAGAGCCGCCUAGAUCAUUUCACAUCUCUACAUCUAGGUGCUGGCCAAACAGUGUUUCUCUUCUCUCUGCUCAGUAACAUUUAGGAACUUAGUACUAAUUCUUAACGUCUGAUGUUUUCUAUGGAAAUAUAGGUGAAUUACACUGAUAUCCUGAUAACGGACUGACAUGGGGAUCACGUGAACCUGUGAAACUUGAUUUUGUUUCGAAGACAAAAAAUAAAAUUAUUAUUUCUA
This is a messenger RNA of Triplophysa dalaica, 1668 nucleotides long. RefSeq lists its product as uncharacterized. The record is from RefSeq and is a predicted model, not a curated record. Gene Ontology annotation, cellular component: plasma membrane. Bases 333 to 1295 code for a protein of 320 amino acids. The transcript is spliced from 5 exons. NCBI's taxonomy places the organism in Eukaryota, Metazoa, Chordata, Actinopteri, Cypriniformes, Nemacheilidae.